CGCAGACACAGAAGAAAACAUCCACAGCUCGGCCACCCAUUCAGCUGGAGGAUCGGCCUGAAGAAAUUCAUGGAAAUAAAAUAGAAAUUCAUUCCCUUUGCUUUUUAUUUUUUGUUUUCUGAUCACAGCCAAGCCAUUGGACUUCAAAAUGGCUGAGAUGACUAAUUUAAAACCAACCUAUGAUGUGUCCCCAGUACUUGCGGGUUUUCUGGGUGCGGGGGUCUUGGUCGUCUCCGUGACGGUGGCCGUUUUCCUCUGGACGUGCUGUCAGCGGCGAUAUCGUCAAAUGACAGGCGCGUACAAGCUGACCAGCGGCCCCUACGACCCACCCGUUGACCCCCCCUACAAGUUCAUCCACAUGCUCAAAGGCAUCAGCAUCUACCCCGAGACCCUCAGCAACAGCAAGAAGAUCGUACGGGUGGGCCGGCGCUCAGGAUCGGGCUCCCUGUUGAGAGAAUGGGGUCGUGGGUCUCGAAACGGCGACGUGCUUCUUGUGGAUGCAGAUCCUGAAGGUGGUACCCCACACCUUCAGAUGAACCACCUGGUACCUCCUGUGGGACCUCCCAGACUGGAGAGGGCACUGCCCAUCCGGGCCGACUACUGCUGUAUGGAGAGCAGCUCUGGAAGCAGCAGCGAAGCACCCAGUAAGACGGCGUCGCCCCACAGUCUCGACUCCCCCUCUCUGGGAACGCUCAGUUUGGCCGUCGACUACAACUUCCCCAAGAAGGCUCUUGUCGUGACCAUCGUAGGAGUGCAGGGGCUCCCCGCGGUGGACGAACAGGCGGGUAGCUCCGACCCCUACGUGAAGAUGACCAUUCUGCCUGAGAAGAAGCACCGGGUGAAGACGCGUGUCCUGAGGAAGACUCUGGAGCCCGUGUUCGACGAGAUGUUCACCUUCUAUGGCAUGCCCUACAGCUUGCUGCCCGAGCUCUCGCUGCACUUCCUGGUGCUCAGCUUCGAUCGCUUUGCGCGGGAUGAUGUCAUCGGGGAGGCGGUGGUGCCGCUGGUGGGUGUGGAUCCCAGCACGGGACGGGCGCACAUCACCCAGCAAAUCAGCAAGAGGAACACGCAGUGUGAAAGUCGUGGGGAGCUGCUGGUCUCUCUGUCCUACCAGCCUGUUACUCACAGGCUUAAUGUGGUAGUCCUUAAGGCCAAACACCUGCCAACCAUGGACAUCACUGGCCUGUCAGGCAACCCUUAUGUUAAAGUGAAUGUCUUCUACGGCCGCAAGCGCAUAGCCAAGAAGAAGACGCAUGUGAAGAAAUGCACACUCAAUCCCGUUUUCAAUGAAUCAUUUAUCUACGAUGUUCCCGCUGAGCUAAUGCCGGACAUCUCUGUGGAGUUUCUGGUCAUUGAUUUUGACCGCACCACGAAGAAUGAGGUCGUGGGUCGCCUGGUUCUGGGUGGUCAGAGUCCUAUUCCAUCAGGGGUGACUCACUGGAGGGAAGUCUGUGACAACCCAAGGCGGCAGAUUGCCAAGUGGCAUAACCUUAUAGAGUACUAGUGUCUGGCUAACACAUGGGGAAAGCAAAAUGUAUUCCUUCCUUCCUGUCAGCCCCUCUAUAGAAAGAUGCCCAUUUAACAGUCUCUCCUUUUCCCUGUACAGAUAGGUGUAUGAGAGGAUAAGUAUGUGUGUCAGGACGUAAGACCAGGAAAAGACACUUAGAAUGUUCUCUAAUGAACUCGUAGCAAAAAAGACUCAUACGUCAUAGCAAAACAAAAAACAGAGGAAAAAAAGCAAAAAUAACCACGUCAGUGUGGUUUUUGGCUCUGAUUAAAUAACGCUAAAGUCAAUUAUAAGAGAAUUAUACCCAUAUGAGAGUUAUACCACAGUAUCCUCAGAGCUUUUUACCAGUAUACCGGCAUAUUCACAGUAUACAUACACUACUUUCAAUUAGCCGCAUGCUAGAGCUAGUGAGACACUUUUAUUUUUAGGAUGAAGGAGGGUUGUAUGAAAAAGUGAGUUUUAAAGUCCACUUUUUAAGAAAAUAAUGGGGUGUGUUUUGAUAGUGUAGGAUAAAAAUGGAUGAAAAGUGAUAUAUAAACUGGACACCAUCAUGAGCAUUUUUGCUAACAUGCUAAUAUUUACCACAGAAGACAAGGUUGAAAUAUGGCUAUUAUUCAUAUCCAGCUAAAAUGUAAUGCUUAAUCUUUUAAUGACGCUGAAAUUGAGAUGAAAAUUCUCUGGACAAAAUAAAACUCCAAAUGCCAGUUAAACAAAACCUGAUGUUAAGGCAGUUUUCAGCCAACCACCAAAUGAAAAUUAGAGACCGUCGGCUGAGGAUUAAAAAUGAAUUUGAUUCAUGAAAACACUCUGAUGUUCCAUAUAGUAAAGACAGUCUACACUUUCCCCGUUUUUAUGCUGUAGCUACUUUAUUUAUUGUAGCUGUACUUAUACAUUAUUGUUCAUUUCUCCGUCUUAAUGACUUGGACAAAGCACUUCUAUGACCUAUGUGUUGUCGGCGUAUCUCAACAUAUCUACUAUUCAUUGAUUUAAAUUAAAUUUUGUUUUCCUUUAGGCAUAUCUAUGCACAUUUCCAUUGUACUGCAAAGGAUGUUUUGACCCAGUUGCUGUGCUAUACCAUAGCAUAGAGAUCAGGGAAGGUUUGGUUAAAAACGUUGGAGGGAAACACUGAUAAAACAACAGUAAAACUCAAAUGUGACAGAUAUUAGUAUAUUUACGUAUUGUUGUCAAAUUUGUUCAUUUUACAUGUACUGUACCUAACAUCACAGUUUCUAUUGCCAUCAGACAUGUUUUUAAGGCCACACUUAAUACAACUAAUUCUUAACAUCUUUGGUCACAAUGUACAUAAUGUAUCAUAGGCCGUAACACCGGUACUCUUCAGUUUCUUUUUUCAUAGUGCAAUUGAAUAUCGCCAAAUAUACAUUUGAACUUUUGACUUACAAAUGGUGUCAUGGAAAUAACUAGCCACCCCAGUUUAUUUACUUCAAUAAGUUUGGCUCUAAGCCCGUCUAUCCUCUAUUCUAUGAAUUAUAGCUGAGAUAUAUGCAGAUUCAGACCAAUUUUUGCACUUUCGUCGAGUACUGUAUUUAUUUUUAUGAUUUGUGUUCAAAAGAAAAAAAAA
Sinocyclocheilus rhinocerous is the source of this 3086-nucleotide messenger RNA. Its product is annotated as synaptotagmin-11-like. The record is from RefSeq and is a predicted model, not a curated record. Gene Ontology annotation, molecular function: SNARE binding; calcium-dependent phospholipid binding; calcium ion binding. Gene Ontology annotation, cellular component: synapse; plasma membrane; exocytic vesicle. The coding region runs from base 149 to 1504 and encodes 451 amino acids. Gene Ontology annotation, biological process: vesicle fusion; calcium ion-regulated exocytosis of neurotransmitter. The transcript is spliced from 5 exons. Lineage: Eukaryota; Metazoa; Chordata; Actinopteri; Cypriniformes; Cyprinidae.